This is a messenger RNA of Folsomia candida, 3908 nucleotides long. Its product is annotated as sarcalumenin. The record is from RefSeq and is a predicted model, not a curated record. NCBI's taxonomy places the organism in Eukaryota, Metazoa, Arthropoda, Collembola, Entomobryomorpha, Isotomidae. The transcript has 12 exons. Bases 351 to 3020 code for a protein of 889 amino acids.
UAACUAAGAUCGUUUUCAGUCCGAGCCCAUCAUCUGAGUCGUCCACACUGAUUGGACUUUUCUAGCGUCGGCUUAGAAUAGUCCCGUCACAACUUCAUCGUCAUCAUCGCGGACAGUACUGAUGCAGCUUGGAUGAAAUUUAUCUCUAGUUCAUCCCUCAUCCAGGAAAUUGUCCUAGGCCCACCAAACGCAUUGCGAAAUAAUUUUAGAACGACACGAAGAUAAAUACAUACGUUGAAUUAGGGAGAAGAAUAGUUUUGCUUUUGCCUACCAAGACGGCAAAUUAUAUAAUACCUACUCCGAUGUGGUUGUGAAACUUUGUGAAAUUUAAAAAAAUAUAAUAAGUGAAAAUGAGAACGGUUUGGAUCCUAUUGCUGUUUGGCUCAUUAAUCACCUAUCACUUCCUUCCGCCAGCCUCAGGUGAAGGGGUGCCAUCAACGGACCCCAAACCAUCUUUUGACCAAUGUAAGCCUUAUGUCGACGCUGCUCUCAAGACUGGAAGUAGUCCUCAGGAGGAGGAAAGUAGUUCUAAUUCUCAAGCCGGCGUAGGCGAUUCGCCCCCCGAUCAAAAUUCCGAUGAGGAUGAUGACAAAACCGGAGAACAGGACAGUGGAGAGGGAGACGGCUCAAAGGAGGACACGGACGGAAAUUCGAAAGAUGACAGCGAUGAAGACGGUGAUACAAAAGAAGAGGGUGCAGAUGAUGAUGAUUCAAAACAAGUGAAAGCAGAAAGUGGCGAGUCUGAAGAAGAUGGAAAACCUUCGAAUGAAGGCGACGAUGGUGCCGACUCUAAAGAAUCAGACGAGGACUCGAAGGAAGGUGAUAAGGGAACAGAGGAAGAUGAUACUACCGAUUCCAAAGAGAAAGUAGAUGCUUCUGAUGAGAAUGACAGCCAUGACUCAACUGAAGGGGACGCCCAAUCUCAAGAAGCCGCCGACGACGACGAGUCCAAAGAGGGUAGCGAUGGCGAAGGGUCCAAAGAGGGUGACGAUAGCGAAGAGUCCAAAGAAGGUGGCGAUGGCGAAGAGUCCAAAGAGUCCAAAGAAGGUGACGAAGACGAUUCAAAGCCAGACACUUCGAGUGCAGAAGAUGACACCCCAACUGAUGGAAACUCUUCACAAGAUUCGGGAGAAGAGGCAGAAUCAGACGGAACCCUUUCAGAUAAUGUGGCCGACCAAGCUGACGAAUCCGAGUCUGCAGAAAGCAAAGAAGAAGAAGAAGCACAAGAAGAUCAACAUUCAUCCGAAAACGCUUCAACUACCGAAUCUAAGGCAGAUGUAAGUGGCGAGGAUGAAAAGUCCGAUGAGAGCAAGGAGGACGAUGACGGCAAGUCCGAAGAAGGGAAAGAUAAGAGUGAUGAUGAUGGCAAGUCGUCGGAGGAGGAAGGUCACGAUGAAAAAUCUGGAGAAGAGGCAGCUGAUGAUGAUGACAGCAAGUCUGUGGAAGCCGGAGAUGUAAAAGAUGAUGACAAAUCCGAGGAAGACGGUAAAACGGAAGAGACAAAAUCAGGAGAGGAUAAUGAUAGCACGUCUGGAGAAGAUGACGAUGGGAAGUCUGGAGAAGAUAGCGAUGGUAAAUCUGAAGAGGAAGAAGGCACCGAAGAAAAGUCAGGUGAAGAUGAUGAUUCAAAAUCUGGUGAAAGCGAAGGUGGUGACGAAUCAGACGAGGAUUCUGAAGAAGUGGAACCCUAUAUUCCUCGACCUAGAGACCAUGUCACUGAACUUUUGGGGUUGGACGACUCGGACCGGACGAAAACAACUUUCUCCCUUCUAAACCAGGCAACCCAAAUUACCCUCAAAGAGCUCAAACGAAUCUACGAAAAUGCGAUCAAACCCCUCGAAAAUGUUUAUAAACUUCGAGACUUGAGCAAUCGUCAUUUUGGAGAUCCAGAAAUCUUCUCAAAGCCAUUGGUUCUGCUUAUGGGACCGUGGUCCGGAGGCAAGUCGACUAUUAUCAACUGGCUGUUGGAUAUCAAAGACGAGGAUGCUGCCCUUCGAACUGGGGCUGAUCCAUCACCAGCACAAUUCAAUAUUAUGAUGUACGGAAAGGAAGAAGAGGUGCUGGAUGGAACACAACUUGCUGCCGAUUGGACAUUUUCUGGUUUGCAGAAAUUUGGUCAAUCUUUCUUGGAUCGUCUCCGCGGCCGAAAAUUGCCAAACAGGCUGCUGGAAAAGGUUAAUAUUGUAGAAAUUCCAGGAAUUUUAGAAGUUCGGAAACAAGUCGAACGCAGCUUUCCCUUUAACGACGCUUGCCAAUGGUUUAUUGACCGUGCUGAUGUCCUAUUUCUCGUGUACGACCCAAGCAAAUUAGAUAUUGGGCCAGAGACGGAAGCAAUUUUGGAUCAACUUAAGGGAAGAGAAAGCCAGGUUAGAAUUAUUCUCAACAAAGCGGAUACCGUGACGCCUGAUGAACUUUUACGAGUUCAAGCAAUGCUCGUGUGGAAUAUUAGUCCUCUCAUGUCAAGUGCAGAACCACCAGUGAUGUACGCUGCUUCGCUUUGGGAUCGACCACUGCUACCUGACUCUCCGAAAUCUUUGCUAAUGGCUCAUGAAAACCACUUUUUGAAGGAUAUCAGGGAUGGUAUUGAAAAACAGGUGGAAACGAGAAUUGCUGCUGCCCGAAGAUUUGCUGUCCGAGUUCGAAAUCAUGCAAAAAUGGUGGACUGCUACCUGAACACGUACCACAACCACCGCUCCUUCUUUUCUGACAAGAAGAAAGUGUCCAACGAUAUUAUUGACCAUCCACAGAAUUAUCACAUCUAUGAAGGCCUGUCGACUCUGACAAACAUUUCGCGAUACGAUCUCCCAGACCCGGAUACUUACAAGGACUUUUUCAAACUUAAUCACCUUUGGGAUUUUCCAACUUUAGCUUCAACGUGCAGUUACUUUAAAGGAUGUCCCAUCAACAAAUUAGAUAUUGCAAUUGCAUAUGAACUACCGGAACUUCUUGGGAAAUUCAGACGACAAAGGGAAGCAAUUUUAACUGCUCAAGCUCAAAAAGCUUCCGCUACUCCAAAAUAACGUGAUUAUUCAGAACGAAUUGGAUAAUUACACAAAUUCACCGUUAACCGUGCCCCUGCCAUUACAGCGUACUGAGACACAACAACUGGACAAUAUCUAGAUAAGUAGAUAUAUAUACAUUAGCUUAAUAAAAACAAGUACUGUACGUACGCAAUAAUACUAAAAAACACAUUUACACAAGCUGGAGAGAGAAUGUCAAUUAGCCAAAAUCCCUGUUGUUUUAUGGAUAAUAAUUGUUGAAGGGUGGCACAAGGUAACACUACAACUGUAACCUGACUUCAGCCAGCAACACCCUCUAUUUCCACAACUUCCGAAUGCCAGAAGAAUAUUUUGUGGUAAUUUCUUCAAACUCUUAAUUUUAACUAUGUAUUUAUGUACGUUAGGUCGUGUAGAUAGAAAACAGACUGUAAUUUUAAAAUGUUCAUAAGAUAUUGAAGUGACUGCAUCCAAACAACUGAUUGAUUACACAUGUAUAUUCUGAUUUGGAGAAUGUGUGACCUAGGUCUUAAUAAUUUAAAGAGUUAUAUUCCCGUUCUCAACGAUCUGCAUAUUGGUGUGUAAUUUGUUGCCAAUCUGUAAAACUUCGCAAAAAGAAAACCCCAGAAAAAUAUACAGCCCUGGAUAUUAGGAUAGACUACACAUACAGGCUGUUGUGAUAAACUCAUAAACUAAUCAUUACGAAAUAAAAACAAAAUCAGUCAAACACCAAUUACAAAAGGGGCAAUUAAUAUGCACAUCGUUGUGUGGAUAUACAGGACCGUCCAUCAAUUUUCGGAUACACAGUAUAAAGUGUAUGUCUGCCUGUGUUGUAUAUACUUAAAGGUCUGGGAGUUUGACUAAAUGUAAUUUUCUGACAUGAUGAAUUUAAUAAAUGAAAAAACCCGAAAA